Molecule: messenger RNA, 1404 nt
Organism: Kickxella alabastrina
Lineage: Eukaryota; Fungi; Kickxellomycota; Kickxellomycetes; Kickxellales; Kickxellaceae
Exons: 2
Source: RefSeq, a predicted model, not a curated record
UAUCACUUUAGUCUUUGCAUCAAUUUUAUUAUCUUUAUUAUCGAGCAACUAUCAUGCGCCUUACAACUAUUAUCACCAUUGCUACUUGCGUUUUAGCAAUGCCUGGGCAAGGCUCUCUGUUGGGAAGCCUGCUGGGCAAGGUUGAUUUGGAGAUUGCUAUUUGCCCUCAGCUUGAUCUGAGUUUUUCGAGAAAAGGCAGUGCGGGCACCAAGCCUGCAUCACAGUCCAGUAACCCGGCAUGCCCAAAGUAUGUACCCCCAGCACAGCCUCUAGUGAAUAAUCCAGCGUCUGCAUCAAAUCCCAGCACCGCAUCGAUAUCUCAAUCCAGCAUCAAGUUGCAUUUGGCAGAGUACAAGAAUGUGUCGCCAAGCACUUCAAUUUACAUCACACCAACUCAGGAACUAAAACCAUCAACACAACCACAGCAGUCAAUUUCAAUGCCGCCACCCCCACUUCUGGUUUUGUCAUCGACUACAACGCCACCACCUCCACCGCCAAUUCUAUCGUCAACUGCAAUGCUGCCACCUCUACUAUCGAUUUCUUCGGCAACUGCAACUGCAACUGCAACACUGCCACCCUCACAAACAAUUUUGUCGUCGACGCAGAAAUCAUCGUUGCCUCUGUUGACACCUCAGAUGCAAACACAGUCGCAGUCUCAGUCUAAAUUUCCAAUUUCGUUGCUGCCAACCCCAUUGCCAAUAUCUCCUCCACGGUUUCUGACGUUGGAAUUUAAAUCUUUGCCAACAACAGGAGAGAAACCUGCCUCUCAGCAGUUCUCAUCAGCCCCGAACUUGAAAGCGCUUGAGGUUACAAAAUAUUUGGCCACACAAAUUGCCAUUAUCUCUUUCAGCACAAGCAACCCGCAUGCACCCGCGCCAAUAAAUUCAGUGAAUUUGCCGACAACCCAAUGUACGGAGUUUUCUCAGACGCUAGAAACUCCCGUAAACUCCUCGGAUUGGCCAUUGGCCAAGUCUAUUCCCAUCACCAUGGCACAGUUUACUUUUUCGGCUGAUGUUAAUGACCCGGUGCCUGAAAUCGUUGUCACACCUGGUAAUUCUACUCCAGUCGGUCACUAUUUUGCGCAGCAGUUUAGCGCGGUCGCGCCAGUAAACAUUUUGGGAUGACCAUCUGGCAUUGUUCGGGCAGCGUGGAAUGUGAGAUCUUACAAAUUUACUAUCAAAGUUCAUUUUUCGCAAUACUUUUAAUUGGUAACUUUAGAUUUCGUUAAAGGGUAAGUUAACAGUGCGUUAACACUUUUCGCCAGAGGUAGAAAAAAGGCAGUACAAACAUGUGAAAUAUUCAUAAGAAUUUAGCAGUAGAUUACUCUCUAACCGAGCAACUAUUUUUUGUGCUGCAGCUGUUUCCCAGUAUUUUUGUCAUCGCUGAUUAAGGGUGGCAAAAAAG